Messenger RNA from Protopolystoma xenopodis, 213 nucleotides. The record is from the annotation of a GenBank genome assembly. Lineage: Eukaryota; Metazoa; Platyhelminthes; Monogenea; Polystomatidea; Polystomatidae.
AUGUCGAGUCUCGUCCAUUUCGCUGCUAGUCAGGCGCUUUUACCUCCCAGUUCCAGCUCCUACUUGACGCCGCCGCGUCAAGAAUGUCUUUUACCAUGGCAACUGGCGACUUGGCGCGCCCGUCUGUGGGUUCAGACGACUGUAGACCUCGCCCCUUCGCCUCUUCUCGCCUCAGACACUCCAACCUUAUUCCAGUCGACCAACUCCAAUCAC